Molecule: messenger RNA, 1350 nt
Organism: Perkinsus marinus ATCC 50983
Lineage: Eukaryota; Perkinsozoa; Perkinsida; Perkinsidae
Exons: 13
Coding region: 1-1350 (449 amino acids)
Biological process (GO): protein targeting to vacuole; protein retention in Golgi apparatus
Cellular component (GO): extrinsic component of membrane
Source: RefSeq, a predicted model, not a curated record
AUGUUCACUCGUCUCCUAUCGUCUAUCACCAAUUCCUAUAUUGUGUCCUUCCUUCGUGACCUAUUAAGUGGUUAUGUAGAGAAUGUCGAUAGUAAACAGUUGAAGGCAUCAUUGGCUAAGGGAGAGCCGCCACACCUGUUCGCUAAGUGUUUGAGGAUGUUCACUCGUCUCCUAUCGUCUAUCACCAAUUCCUAUAUUGUCUCCUUCCUUCGUGACCUAUUAAGUGGUUAUGUAGAGAAUGUCGAUAGUAAACAGUUGAAGGCAUCAUUGGCUAAGGGAGAGGUAUCGUUGUUCGACUUGAAAUUAAAAGAAGAUAUAUUCGACUUCCUUUCGUUGCCUAUUACUGUGGCUAUAGGUUAUGUUCGAGUACUGGGAAUCUCAAUACCGUGGAGAUCUCUCGCGAGCAAGCCUACCGUAGUGACUAUCGAGGACGUUAUCAUUGUACUUAAAACAGAGUCGGCCGCUGAAUGGGAUGAACAGAAGGAGAUUCAAUUAAAGGAAGAAUAUAAAAGGAAGUCGCUUGAAGUUCACGAUUUCAUUAACCUUUCGCAGCAACACGACAAGCCCAAGUCCCUUAUGUGGAGGAUAUCAGCGAGUUUAUUGGCGAGCUUAGAGGUGAAAAUAAAGAAUGUCCAUCUUGUUUUGGAGGAUACUCACAGUUGUGGAAUUAGCAGGAAAGUCGUCUUUGGAGCGCAGGUGAAGCAUGCAAGUUUAUCGUCAUCUCGUACCAACUUUUCGUCACAUCCGACCGUCGCUGGCAAACAAAACGUGUCUUGUAAAGUUGCUGAAGUACAGCAGUUUGGCAUAUAUUUGGACUCCUACCCUAUAGAGCCUAAGUCAUCACCGUUUCCGGUGUCACCGGAUGAGCACCACAAGAAGGCUUUUGAAUAUUUACAGCGUGUGAUUCGAUACGAAUCUUAUUUACUCCAACCUGUUGAUGGCGAACUACGUAUUAUUACUACUAAGGUGCCUGUGAGGGUUGGACUAAAUGAGUGUUAUUCACCCCAUGAUGAAGAUUGGAUUCCCAGUGGAAUGGGAAAUAAUCAAUCUAAUGACCCGGGCGUGUCUACCGUACUUCCUGCAAUUUACGUCGGUUUCAAGUUCCCCGAGGCUGAGUUUCGAUUUGCCUAUGAUCAACUGAUGGACCUGUCUGAGAUUAUUCACUAUCAUAUAUAUAUUUACGGUAAUUUUUAUUAUGCGAUUUACUAUCGUGAUAAAGACCUGCAUGGGUCGGCUGAUGAGGAAAAGGAGUAUGCAGUAGCGUGGACCACUAAGAUUGGUAUAUUGGCAGAUUCGAAUGGCAGUGGAAAUAGCUAUGCAGUAGUCUCAGUGAAAUAUGAUUUCCACUAG